Emiliania huxleyi CCMP1516 is the source of this 798-nucleotide messenger RNA. RefSeq lists its product as hypothetical. Gene Ontology annotation, molecular function: protein binding; RNA binding. Lineage: Eukaryota; Haptophyta; Isochrysidales; Noelaerhabdaceae. The transcript is spliced from 5 exons. The record is from RefSeq and is a predicted model, not a curated record. Bases 1 to 798 code for a protein of 265 amino acids. Gene Ontology annotation, biological process: mRNA cis splicing, via spliceosome. Gene Ontology annotation, cellular component: U2-type prespliceosome; U1 snRNP.
AUGCCGGAUAGGAGUGCGGCGACUUCAAGCGCGGCGCCUGCUUCCGCGGCGAGUGCCGUCGCGAACGCCAACGGCGGCGCCGCUGGCCUGCCCACGCCGCGUGCGGCCGGUAGUUUUGUCGCUCCCGACGGCCUCGAUGUCAAGCUCUUCGACCCGACCACAGGCCGCUUUGGUCUCUUUGGCACGCCCGUGUGGGGCACCCGAUACGGCUCGACGCAGCCGCUGCAAAAGAUUGAAAACGUGCGGCCGCUCUGCAUGGACUUCUUCAAGUCGGGCUUCUGCAACCGGAAGGGCCCGCACAACCAGGGCUGCCUCUUCCGCCACGACGAGAUCGAGGGCAAGGGCAAGAUCGAGGCGCCGCCCGGCGCCGACGCGGCCCCUCGACCCCUCGCGCCAACCGACGGCCCCGGCGCCGCGUGCAGGGAGGCCAAGGCUCCGGACGGGCGGACCUAUUACUACCACGCGGCGACGAAGGAGACGAAGUGGACUCGGCCGACGGCAGCGCCGGGAGCGGCGCCGACGCCGCUUCCCGAGGGGUGGAAGGAGGCCAAGGCUCCGGACGGGCGGACCUAUUACUACCACGCGGCGACGAAGGAGACGAAGUGGACUCGGCCGACGGCAGCGAAGGAAAGCCGGCGCGGUUGCAGUAUCGACUUCGCGGCUGCGCCUGCGUCAGCACUUGCGUCAGCGCCUGCAGCGGCCACCAACGGCCACGGAGGCGCGAGCACGGCGGAAGCGGCGGACGAGCCCGCAGCCAAGCGCGCGAGGCCCGACGCGGGGGCUGACGCCUCCGAAUGA